AUUUAAUAAGCAUUUCUUAAUAAAAAUUAUUAACAAACGUUUAUUACGAAAACGUAUAUAGGCUACGCCUAUCUUUGACAUGUAACUCCACAAUGUGUGCCCAACAGAGCAAAGAUCCCGUAUCCACCAGAUCCACGGCUAGCCCCUGGUUGUCUGUUUUCUAAAGUGAGUUCAGGAGUGUCGAGGGGGCGGAUAGUUUUCAUUUCCCCUUCAUCGUGCUCAGCCAAUAAUGUAGAAGGAUGUGUUGUGCACAUCUCAGCUGGCAGACGUUUAAAAGAGAGACAGUCCGGCGCUGCUGCAGUGUGUAUUCAACCACAGCCUCUGUCUAUGGAAUCAUUAACCACUGCAGACUCUCAUCACCGCGCGCCUUCAUUGCAGUACAGUCCAUCCCAUUAGCACCCUCGCGCCUCUGGACACCUCAGAAAGAAGACCCACCAGAGAACAUUUCACUCGUGGACAUUUUGACAGGAUGGCAAAUUCAGCGCGUGUCCUCUGUGGUAUGGUUUUCAUCAUGGGGUUGCUAUCAUCUCCCGUGGAUUCCAAAAGGAACCGAGGCUCACAAGGCGCCAUACCUCAUCCAGACAAAAGCAACCCAAACGAAUCGGAGCAGCAACCCCAGCCACCGCAGGCGGGCUCGGGUUCCCGGGGGCGGGGGAAGAGCUCCGCCGCGCCGGCCGAGGAGGUUCUGGAGUCCAGCCAGGAAGCGUUACACGUCACGGAGCGCCGCUAUCUGAAACGGGACUGGUGCAAGACCCAGCCACUAAAACAGACUAUCCACGAGGAGGGCUGCAUCAGCCGCACCAUCAUCAACAGGUUCUGCUAUGGACAGUGUAACUCGUUUUACAUCCCUAGACAUGUGCGGAGGGAGGAAGGGGCUUUCCAGUCCUGCUCCUUCUGCAAGCCGAAGCGGUUUACCACCAUGACGUUUACUCUGAACUGUCCAGACCAGCAGCCUUCCACCAAGAAGAAGCGUAUCCAGCGCGUGAAGCAGUGUCGCUGUAUAUCCAUAGACCUGGACUAGGCACAGGUACUGAUUAGUCUUCAUUGAAAUGGUCAGUCUUGGCCUGAUCAUAAAUCAACCAGACUAUUGAAACCAAGGAAAUGAUCAAUUUGCUAAACCUCAAACAUCACAUUUACCCGCACGGGGAUGAAGCGCCAUAGCAGUGGACCGCUAACCCAUCGUCCAAUGUUGAUACCGGACUUUAGUGAACAAAUCUCGUAUUGUGUCCGUCUAAUUUCACAUCAAGCGAAUUAUAUUCGUGGCUAUAGCAACCGUGCACGUCUUGAUCACAACAUGCUGUCCAUUGCCUUGUCUCACCUCCAAAUACGUUUGAAUUUCUGUUCACAGGAUCCUUAUUUUACUCUUUUGGGUCAAUACAACAAACAGCCGAAAACACACAAUGUAGGUUUGAUACGUUUCUAUAUGAGGUACUGAGUUUCCACUGUGUGGAAUGUUAGGGAGACGGAGGGCUUAUUUGAUAAUGAGAUGCUAAAGACAUUUCAUUGAUAUUUUCUGUGAAUUUCGACCACCCAGUAGUUUCAGUGGAGAUUUUGUAAACGUAGGCCAAUAGGCUAGUUUGAUUCUAUAAAUAUAUACAAUAAAAGAUUUGUUAAAAUGUUUGCUGUACAGAGUUUGUUUAAAAUGUUGAAGAUGGAAACAUUAAAUAUGUAACAUGUUAACCUAAUACUUUGUCUACAUUGUGUAUGCAGUUUUUAAGAAGCGUAGGUUGUCCAAUUGCCAAAAUAAACUAUCGACAUAAUG
Molecule: messenger RNA, 1762 nt
Organism: Osmerus eperlanus (European smelt)
Lineage: Eukaryota; Metazoa; Chordata; Actinopteri; Osmeriformes; Osmeridae
Gene: grem1b
Product: gremlin 1b
Exons: 2
Coding region: 470-1021 (183 amino acids)
Biological process (GO): animal organ morphogenesis
Molecular function (GO): receptor ligand activity; BMP binding
Source: RefSeq, a predicted model, not a curated record